This is a messenger RNA of Raphanus sativus (radish), 1963 nucleotides long. RefSeq lists its product as uncharacterized. Lineage: Eukaryota; Viridiplantae; Streptophyta; Magnoliopsida; Brassicales; Brassicaceae. The record is from RefSeq and is a predicted model, not a curated record. The transcript has 7 exons. The coding region runs from base 665 to 1861 and encodes 398 amino acids.
UAAUACCAAUCUCUACCAUGCCACUACCUCGACCUUUCCACAAAAGAAAUAUACUUCAUUAGUUGCAUAUCAAUAAUAUAUGAGAGGAAAGGACUUUCAAUAAAAUAAAUAAACAAUUGAUCUCACCAGGACCGUUCCCAACCGGGUCGAGACUUGGACAUGCCGUAACGUCCGUAAGGAAAACCAUAAUGUUGAGGGCGUUUGGCGUUUAUAAACGCGCAACAACCAACGUAGUAAAUUGCGAUGAGGAAGAGAACAAUGACGACGUUAACUAUAGAGAGUCAAUGCCAAUCACGUCGUAGUAAACUAAAGUAUAAUUUAUUUUAGAUAUUAUUUUUAUUUAAUUAGAAAAAGACAAACUAAUAUUUACCAAAACAAGUUACAAAAUUGAAACAAAGGGUGUGCUUCUUUUUUACAGUUUAAGAAAUUAUUAAUUUUUUAAAAAAUAUCUCACAGUUGGCUCUUUAAUGAACUCAGUUAAGAAUCCUCACAAAGAGUUUGUCCAAAAAAAAAAGAAUCCUCACAAAGAGAUUUAGGAAGAGACAAUUGUCAAUCAUGGCGUAGGUGCCUCGUAGGUAUCAAUGGUCUCAAACUAUUGAUACCGUAUAUAAUUGUUGUGCUUCAUUAAACUUUUGGUAAAGAUAGUCAGUCAGUCAUAAGAGCCAUGAUUUCUUUUGAUAAGUUACCUCUGCUAACUUUUUCGGUACUAGUUCUCAUUCUUGUCGCUGAGAGUCACAGAAAAAUACUAGCGGAAGACAAUGAAAAGGAGCUAGAGAGACUACUAAACUAUGUCAAUAAACCUGCAAUCAAAAGCUUCCAGACGGAACAUGGUGAUAUAUUGGAUUGCAUCGACAUUAACAAACAGCUAGCAUUUGAUCAUCCUAUGCUCAAGAUCCAUUCUGUUCAGUUGAGGCCUACAAGUACAUCUAAAUGGGCCGUAAACAAUUCAAAUAAUGGUGAUUCUCUUCCGUUUGGACAAGAUGGGAUAAGGUGUCCACUUGGUACAGUGGUUGUUAAGAGGAUCACACGUGAAGAUGUUAUACAAGCUCACCGUCUAAAAUCCAUGGGGUCCAAAUAUUCAAGAUAUGUUUCUUCAAAGCGCAAUAACAUCGACUUAACUGGUUAUCAUUUUGCCGUGGGUGAGUUCAAACAUGACAAUUAUGGAGGAAAGGCAAACCUUAACAUUUGGGAACCAGAAGUUUCACCCACUCAGAUCAGUUCUGCCAGUAUGCUUGUCGCCACAGGCACUUAUGAACGUUUUCAAAGCAUUAGAGCUGGAUGGAUAGUGUACCAGUGGCUAAACAAGAAUCACAGUCGCUUAUUCACCUACUGGACUGCAGAUGGAUUUACCAAGACAGGUUGCUUCAAUACAUUAUGCCCUGGUUUUGUCCAAGUGAGCACCAAAAUCCCGCUUGGCUACCUUCUUGAACCAGUUUCUACAUACGGUGGCAAACAAUAUGAAAUAGAAAUCAGCAUCUUUCAGGAUAGUAAAACAGGAGAUUGGUGGUUGGGGGUGUUCGAUGAAAAUGUUGGAUACUGGCCAAAAUCAUUGUUCACAGAAGUCGGUUUAGUGCAUGGAGCAAGUUUGAUAUCAUACGGAGGAGAAGUAUACAGUCCAGUGAAAGAGAAGAGCCCACACAUGGGAAGUGGGCAUUUACCCAACGAAGGUUACUUGAAGGCAGCCUAUGUGAAUGGUAUUGAAGUGGCUAAUGAAAUUGACGGCAGACUUUCAAAACCACCCAUUUCUAGUGUAAAGCCAUUCUCAAGCACCCCAAAUUGUUAUAGAGCAGAAACCAAAUCAGAUAGUAAAGUUCCGUAUGAUGCAAUCUUCUAUGGAGGACCAGGAGGUUGCUCAGUCUAGCCUUGUGUUUAAGAUCUUUCCUGGUUAAGUAUCUUACUGUGUUUCAGUUUAAAACUGGUUAAGAAUAAAUAAAAUGGAUAUUCGACUGUGUCUUGAAAACUU